AGGAUCCAGUGCCAGCAGAUUCGUGGUCAGGUGUGAGAGAUGCCAAUAAAUCGGGUGACGUAUGCGCUCAAAAAGACUCCUAUUCACAUCAAGUAAUAGGGAGCGAUGAUUGUCUUUAUUUGAAUAUUUAUACAAACAAGUUGAAUUGUGACAUUCCUAGAGCUGUACUUUUCUGGAUUCACGGUGGUGGAUUCGCUUAUGGACACGGAAAUGACUACAAGCUCGGUCCCGACUAUCUUGUUAAAAAAGAUGUCAUUUUAGUUACUUUCAAUUAUCGUCUUAAUAUUUUUGGUUUUCUUAACUUGGAUGAUGAAGAAUCGCCAGGUAAUCAAGGAUUGAAAGAUCAGGUGAUGGCUUUGAAAUGGGUAAAGCAGAACAUUGCAAACUUUGGUGGUGACCCAAAUUUGGUUACAAUUUUUGGAGAAAGUGCGGGAAGUUCUUCUGUUCAUUAUCUGACUCUUACGCCAUUAGCUAAAGGAUUAUUUCAGCGAGCUAUCAUGCAAAGUGGAGUCGCGACGAAUCCAUGGGCAUAUACAUCCCUGUCUAUGAAAGAAGAAGCUGAAAAAAUAGCUGAUAAUAAAUUAGGAAAAAAGACUAGUGAUACUAAAGAGCUUAUUGAAUUUUUACAAACUAUCGAAGCUCAUGAUUUGAUUGACGCAGUACAGUCAUUUGUUAAUCAAACAAAUAGAUAUGUAAACGUAAAUCGAUUUGUACCGUCAGUAGAUUCAAAAUCAAAAACUCCAUUCCUAAGUAUUCCAAUCGUUGUCCAAGCUCAGUCAGGAAUUAAAGUACCUCAUAUUAUCGGCUACAAUAGCGACGAAGCAAUUAUUUUGCUCGCAGGCUUGCAAGAAGUUGAUUAUUCUGAAAUCAACACAAAUGAAGAUAUGCUUCUUCCUUCAAACGAAAAAAAAUUUUUACAAGCAAGAAAUGUUUCUGUAAGCGAUGUAAAAAAAUUCUUCAUGGGAGACAAAGAAAUUAGUCAGAAAAACGAUCAACUAUUCCUCAAUUUAGCCAGUGCUAGCUCUUUCGAUAUUAAUAUACACGAUAUAGUUGCUAUUCAAGCUAAAUUAUCUGGUAUUCCGACGUAUUUCUAUAAAUUCGAUCACUACUCUAAAGAAACUGCAGUCGUGCAGCAACUGGUUGGCACAGACUUAGAAGGUACAUCACUUACUGAAGAUUUAUAUUACUUUUGGUAUCAAAAAGUAUUGGAUGAUCGUAAAAUCAAACAACCAACUUCUUUUCCAAUUGAACAUCUCAUCCAGCAGAGAUUUUUUGAACUUUGGAUUAAUUUUGCAAAAACGGGG
Molecule: messenger RNA, 1304 nt
Organism: Cotesia congregata
Lineage: Eukaryota; Metazoa; Arthropoda; Insecta; Hymenoptera; Braconidae
Source: the annotation of a GenBank genome assembly